AGGGAGGGAGAAGCGCAAACAUGGCGUUGUGGUGACUGGCUGCUGCUGCUGCUGCUGCUGUUGCUGCCAUGGCCGGGCUGUGUAUGUGAGUGGGGGGGAGACAGACAGAGAGACACAGAGAGAGACGGACUGAGCGCUGCUGUGAGGCGGAGCGGAGCGGAGCGGCCCAUUGUUCCGGGUCGGGCUGGAUGUGUUGGGACGAGCCGGGCCGCGGUGGGUGAGGGCGAGCCGGGCCGACAAUCCCAGCGCCAAGUGCGGUCCAUGGAUAGAAACUACCCGGCGUCCAGCUUCGGAGAUCCGCUGGGAACGGGGCAAGGAUGGAGCUACGACCGGGCAGCGUCAGGAGUGAAAGCCAGCCUGGUCUACGGGGGGUCCCGCAGCUCGCACCCCGACACGGACAUCCUGCAUCGACAGGCCUACGCCACCCCACACCCUCUCCAGGGGUACGCUGCCAACCACCACCCCGCAGGCCUCUCGGGCCUGUUUGAGACGGGCCUACACCACGCGGGCAGCUCCACGCCGGACGCCUCCGUCAUGAACCUGAUCUCGGCGCUGGAGUCUCGUGGCCCCCAGCCGGGUCCGUCCGCAUCCUCCCUCCUCUCGCAGUUCCGGACACCGUCAUGGCAGACAGCCAUGCACACACCAGGACCGGCAGAGCUGUUCAUCUCCGGUGCAAUCCCAGGAUCGGGCACCUUCCCCUCAUCCUCGGCCCUCUCGGCCUACCAGCACCCGGCCUCGUUCAGUGGCCGUAGCUUCCCGGUCACUUCCUCGCUGACCCUACAGGACGCCACCUUCAGCCCCAGCUCCAACGGACUGCUAUCUCCCCACGACCCACUGCUUCACAUCAAGUCCUCGCAGUCCAGCGUGCCGUCGUCUCUGGCCUUUGACCGGCUGGGCAGCGCUGUCCUGGGCACGGGCCUGCCCACCCAGAGCUCGGCCUACCGCACGGCCCAGGAGACAGCCUCCCGCCACCUCCAGUCCCAGUUCAACCUGCUCUCCUCGCCGCUAGGCCCCAGCGACCAGGCCUCGCAGCUGUACAACACCUCCGUCUUCUCCAGCGCGCCCACAGCCGGCAUCGAGAGGGCCAUUCCCCGCCAGGACAGCGUGAUCAAGCACUACCAGCGACCCUCCAGCGCCCAGGCCCAGCUGCCAGCCUCCCACCACUCCCUCCAACACUACCUGAGCUGUGGUGGGAGCCAUGGCUUCCAGCAGAUGCCCCGUCACCCCACCCUGUCCUGCAGCCCGCUGGGUGACCAGUCUCCAGUGGGCAGCGAGGGCAGCCAGAAGAGUUCACAGUCUCGGCCCGAGCACUCUCAGAGUUACCGACCCAUCAUCCAAUCUCCCGGCUACUCCUCCACAUCCUCCUCUACCAAGUCCAAGAGCUACUCUGCCUCCAGACAAGUCCCUCGCUCCACUAGUACCCCCAAGUGCCAAAGUAUCUCCUCCACUGGCCAGUCCCACCACUAUUCCUCCGCCACUCCCAAGGUGAGCUCCGUCAUCUCCAGCCAGCCUCAGGCCUACUCACCAGGCCCGUCCCAGAGCCUGCUCACCAUUAGCCAGCCCCAGAGUUACAAUGUCACCCAGGCCCAGAACAUGUCUGCCGUUACCCAGUCUCAGGGCUUUGCCUCCAGCCAGUCGCAGGAGAUGAGCUCGGGCAACAAGUCUCGGAGUUACUCCCCGGCCCAGCUCCCAGGCCUGGCCUCUGUUGCCCCCAUCCAGAGUUACAGCGUGCAGUCGGAGCCCCAUUCAACCGCGGGCCAGAGCUACGUGCCGGCCCACUCGCAGGGGAUGCCCACGGCCAGCCCCUCCCUCAGCUAUGCCACCGGUCACUCUCCGGCCCUGUCCACCCACGGCCCCUCCAUCGUGUACUCUUCAGCCAGCCACGUGCAGUCCAUGCCGGACACCAGCCCCUCCCAGAUCAUCCGGCCCCUUCAGUCCCCCGGGGGAAGCCGUUCCCAGAGUGUCUCCUCACCAGGACAACCUCAGAAGUAUCUCUCCUCUGUCCUCUCCCCCUCCUACAUCCAGCCUUCUCACUCCCAGGGCUUCCAGUCCCCCCAGCCCCCUCUGGAACGCACCCCUUCCUACGGCAAGAACAAGUCCGACUCGGACCUGCUGAGCUCGGAGCGGACGGACGACGAGGACUUCCUGAUCCAGCACCUGCUGGACUCGGAGAGCCCGCCCCGUGUGUCCAGCCAGAGCCUGGGCGAGUGUGAGGACAGGGCACCCAAGGGCAUGGUCUACCAGAUGUCCAAGUCUGAGGAACGCUACCACCUACAGAGUGUGAUCCGUACCAGCUCCAGCCUGGACAACCAGGUCCUGGAGAUGUCCCUACAGGGUCUAAAGGAGAAGAAGAAGGGCGAGCGGUCCAAGGAGUACGUGCGGUCAUCGUCCGAAGGUUUGGCCACCACCGUGGUCCACUACAGCCACCAGGCCAACAGCAUCGACAGCCUGGCCCAAGACAUCAAGAAGUCGGUGGAUCACCUCCAGACCUCACACCUGGAGGCCCACGCUAAGGAGCUGGGACAGAGCCACGGGUUCCUGCAGAAGGGGGGUGACCCCUCAUCGCGGCCCCACCGUCUGGUGCCUGACGGCUCGCAGAUGGAGCAGCACGGCAUGUUGCAGGGGCAGCAGGGUCAGCAGAUGAUGCUGGACGCAUCGCCAGAGAUGCAGCUGCCCUUAAACCACCCUGCGUCCAGCCAGUCCUCCCAGCUGCUGCAGUCUGUACUGACCCACACGCAGAGCCAGCUACAGGCACAGCAGCAACAGCAGCAGCAACAACGCAAGGUGCAGCCAGCCCUCGACGUACGCCUGCUUGAGUCACAGCGCCUGCACUCGGAGGCUGCUUCACCGCAGCUGCAGAUGCUGGAGGUUCACCUGCAGAACCAGCAGAUGCAGGGUCACGUCCGCUCCCACCCCUCCCUCAUCUCCGGCGAGCCCCGCUCCCCCCGUAUGUCCAGCGACCGCAUGCAGCCCGAGGGCAUGUCGCAGACGGAAUCCAUGCAGUCGCAGGAGAUGCAGGAGUACCUGGAGCCCGACCUACACCUGGAGAGCCACCUGUCUCAGGGCGGGCAGGUAAGUGCCCAGCAGCACCUGAUGCCCGAAUCCAACGAGUCCUUACCUGAGGACCAACAGCAGGUGGAAGGCAAGGACCAGUAUAGUGCGGCCAGCCCCCAGAGCACAAAGUCUCGCUUUGUCCCCCUCACCUCCAUCUGUUUCCCCGACUCCCUGCUGCAGGAUGAAGAGAGGAACUUCUUCCCCGGCAUGGAGGACAUGUUCUGCUCCGCACCCUGCGGAGGUGAGGAGUACAGCAAGCAUGCGGCGGAGGACAGCGGUCAGUCGAUGGACAGGAGCGAGGGCAUGAAGACCAGCUACGACAUGAUCCACUCCAACCAGAGUUACUCCAGCUACUGCCCCUCGGACACGGGCAACGGUCAGGCCGUGCAUCUGGACCUGGACUCGGUGUCCAUGAAGUCCGAGCUGGAGCCCUCUCUCCAGACGGAGCCCCAGGGCCUGGGGCCCCCCCACAGCCAGCAGCCCAGCGCCCCUCCUGACAUCAAGUCUCCCCUCACCACAGCCAGCUUCUGCAGCAUGAAGAACAAGAAGUUUCUCAAGACAUCCUCGCUGCACUUGCUGAAGAAGAAGGACUCUCCACCGCAGAUGCCCAAGAAGACCUAUGCCCAGGAGUACGAGUUUGAGGACGAGGAGAAGGAAGACGUGCCGGCUGACAUCAGGCUGAAUAAUCGGCGCUUGCCGGAUCUGCUGCCGGACCUGAUCUCCAGCUGCCGGGCCCGCACCAGCAUCAGCCCCGUGGUCGACAUCGACUUCUGCUCCGGCAACCUCAACGGGGGCAAGAAGAGGCCCAAGAGGGCGUCCAAACCCAAGGAGAAAGGUCCCCCACGGCCCCGCGGACGGCCACGUAUACGGCCCCUGGAGCAGCCCCACGGCCAGGUGCAGGACGCGCCCAAGAAGAGAGGGAGGGGCAGGGGCAGGGGCAAGAAAACGGCGGAGGGUGACAACGAGGGCUUCAAGGUGGAGAAGCAAGCCAAGUGCGGCAAGGGCAAGGUUCAAGGGGCAAAAGCCAGUGACCUUUUACCAGUGGAGGUGACGGAAGCUCUGCCGCUGGACGGCGUUCUGGAGAACAGCCAGACCCAGGAGAAGAUCAAGAAGAAGAUAAAGGAGGUGGAGGAGCAGCAGCCGGAGAUGAAGUCUGGCUUCAUGGCGUCGUUCCUGGACUUCCUGAAGUCGGGCAAACGGCAGCAGCUGCCGGCGACCGCCUCCGGCUCGCAGAAGGGCCGCCUGUCGUCCGUCAUCAACCAGGCGUCUGCGGCCAGCUUCGGCCUGGCUCAGUCCAUGCUGUCCGGGCCGCUGGACGCGUCCGAGAGCGACAGCCUGAUGAGCUGCACCAGCCCCUGCAAACGCUUCGACGAAGACCUGAAGAAGAACCUGGAGACUCUCCCCUCCUUCUCGUCCGACGAGGAGGAUUCGGUCAGCAAGAACCAGGACCUCCAGAAGAGCAUCACCUCCGCCAUCUCCGCUCUCUACGACCCCGUGGACCGCAAGGAGACUGACAACCCAGAGAACAUGGUGGUGGAGGACAAGGAGGUGAGCAGCUGCCCCUCGGAGGUUUCACAGCCGGAGCAGGUUGCUCCUCCGUCUCCAGACUUCCCCAAGGAGCCGCUGCCAGAGGAGGAGCCGUCCCCAGCCCCCGAGUCCCCCCCUUCACCCCAGCCCCCACCGUCCCCCCCCCCCCCCCCACCACCACCGCCCACCACCCCCCCCACCACUCGGAGGAGCAGGGAUCCACCGUCGCCGGUCAAGCUGGCCAAAGCCCAGGACUCGGUGGCCAUCUGCGGCGAGACCGACGAGGAGGACGACGAGAGCGGAGGCGAGGGGGCGAUACGCAAAUGGGACGAGUUUGUCAUCAAAAUGGACAACAUCAAGGAGCUGAAGAUGGCCAUGCAGAUGGGCUCCGAGCCCCCCACUAUCUGGCGGGUACAGAAAGCUUCGCUGCAACAGUUCCUGCCCCUGGUACGGGAUGGCCAACGCCACUAUGCCUCGUCCACACAGUACGUGGAGUACCCGGAGGAGGUGAAGAGCGAGUACCAGCGCCUGUACGUGAAGUUCCUGGAGAACGUGGAGAAGCGUGACUACGUGCGCGUCUGUUCCAAGAAGCCGUGGCACCGGCCGCUGCACCUGGCCAAGCGGCAAGACACGGCGGCCAUCGCCGGCGAGACCGACGAGGACGAGGAGGAGAGCGGCGGCGAGGGCGUCUUCCGCGAGCGCGACGAGUUCGUGGUCAAGAUCGACGACAUCAAGGCCCUCAAGCUGGCCAUGCAGGCGGGCAGAGAGCCCCCCCCUGUGUGGAGGGUCCAGAAAGCCCUGCUGCAGAAAUUCACCCCAGAGAUACGCGAUGGCCAACGGCAGUUCUGUGCCACCAGCAAGUAUCUGGGCUACUUUGGCCACGCCAAGAACGAGUACCAGCGCCUCUACGUGAAGUUCCUGGAGAACGUCAACAAGAAGGACUACGUGCGGGUCUGCUCCAAAAAACCCUGGCACCGACCACAGCACCGGAGCCGGUGGCAAAGCCGGCCGCCAAAAACCAAGCAGCGGCCGGCAAAGACCAAGGCCGAGCCCCCCCCCAAGAAGAGGAAAAAGUGGCUGAAGGAGGUGGUCUCGUCGUCAGAGUCCGACUCCCCCGGACAGCCGCAGAGCGAGGAGGAGCGUGUCCCCACUGGGCGUGUGCUGAACACACGGGCCAUGAAGGAGAUGUACAAGAGCUACAUCGAGCUGUUGGUCAGCGCUGCUCUUGACCCCGCCAUGAUCGAGACCAUCGAGGCCAACAACGAUGAACUGUACUUGCCCACUAUGAAGAAGAUCGACAGCAUCUUAACAGAACACAAGAAGCGCGUGACAAAGCGAGUGUCUCUCAGCUCCUCAUUACAGGAGGGGCUACAGACCUUCCCACAGCUGGUGGUGGGGGACAUCGACGCUGACCACAAGGACAACCCCAGCAGCUCGGUCAAGCUAAAAGUGGCCGGCACCCCCUACAACAGGAAGACCCUCAACCAGCUCAAGAAGAAUGUACAGCGGCCACAGGACUUCCAAGUGGAGGCGGACAAACUGCAGUUUUACACCUUGUUUCACUCUCUGCAUCACUACAAAUAUCACACGUUACUGCACUGUAAAGAACAGACGGACACGCUGACGGAGGUGAACGAGGAUCUGGGGCAGGAGGAGAUCGUGCAACAGUGCAUGCGGAACGCCGCAUGGCUCGAGAAACUCUUCGACUCCUUCUGCGAUCUCCUCACACAGGUGCAACAGCAAUGCGCGUGACCCCGGGCUCACUGCCCUGCCCUCACCUCCCACCCACACCCUCUCACUCUCUGUGGCUCCUUCCCCUCAACCCCCACCCAACUCCUGCCUUUGCCCCUUCUGUCUGUCUCUUCCGCAGCCAGAGUAGCCACCGUACCGGCCCCCGGGGUGGGGGGGGAGGAGGGGGGUAGGUAGGUGACUGUCUGCGGUGAUUGCCCCCUCCCUCGUGCCCCCGUCCCCCUCAUUUUCGCCGUGCGUGUGUGGCCGAUGUGUUCAGUGUUUGUCCCAGUUUUAACAAAGCUCCCGGCUUGGUCAUGCAGUCCCCAGCAGCACACUUGGGUGCCUGAGGUCCAGAGUGGGAUCACAGCCUGACAAGCACAGUGACUCAGACCCAUCUCCUCUUCUCACUCCCCACUCUCGCACUUCACCUCCAAGCCCCCUGCCCACCCAGUUGUCACCCCCCCCCCCCCCCCCCCACCCCCACUUCUCUAGUCUUCCCCACCGUGCCUUCUCUUACCCCACCCUAAUCGAACCCACCCCACCUAAACCCCCUCCCCUGCCCCAAUCACCCCUCUCGCCUCGCCCACCUGGCCUGGGGCAGGGGUUUGAUCCAGGAUCGCUUCUGACUCCGGCUGACUGACGGAAUUGGCCUGUGUGAGUAUCCCCAAAGACGUGCGGGUUUGUGGGACAAUCAACCCCCUAGUGUGUAGGGAGUGGGAUAUCACCAGACUAGUGUGAACAGGUGAUGGAGGACUCGGUGGGCCGAAGGGCCUGUUUCUCUGCUGUAUCACUGAACUAAACUAAAUAAACUUCAGCUGAAACUGUCAGGUAUUCCUGGCAGUGAUUGGAGAGGGGUGUGUGGGGGGGGGUCCCACAGAGAUGGCCACCAUUGCUGUCUGUGUACCCUGUCAGAUGGGUCUUUGGAGUUACACACUCUGUACAUCUGUGUGACCAUGGCUGUCUCCCUCUGCCCCCCACCUUCCCCCAGAGAGGGCAGUGAAGGAGGGGUUGUCACUGUCCUUCCCCACCCCCUUCCCUGACGGAGCUCUGGCACACAAGACAGCCCAGACCUGGUGCAUUCGGGGAAAGACCUGCGGAUCAAACUUCCCCCCAUCCAAUCUCCCCAAGGGCCCCUGGUGCUUUCCUUAUUUGGGACCUACAACUGCUCAUUUGUGGAGAGGAGAGAGGAGCAAUUAGCACGGCCAUCCAUCUAGCGGGGUCCAUAAUGGCCGGGGUGAAGAGAUGGCCCUGGUGUUUGGGAGAUAUUUGCCUGCACGGCUGAAAUGGGAAAGUCCAAUUCUCAGCCUCUGAAGGUUGAAACCCUCCGGUGUUUCGUCUAUGAGAAAAUAUUUACAAAACAUUGAAGAUAAGGUUAGAAUGGGCCCACAACACAGAUCUAGGCCUUGAGUUGGGAUGGGGUGGGGGAGGUGUUGGAGGUACACUGCAUAUGGCGGCCAAAGUGGGCAGGUGACUGGACACUGCAAAUGGCCGCCGUUCAGUAUGACAUGUGACUGGACACUGCAAAUGGCCGCUGUUCAGUAUGACAUGUGACUGGACACUGCAAAUGGCCGCUGCUCAGUAUGACAUGUGACUGGACGCUGCAAAUGGCCGCCGAACCGGGACAGAAGAGUGAGUGGACACUGCAAAUGGCCGACGUUGAGAAAUAUGUGGCUUCAAAAUGGUUGUGGACUCCUGGUAGCGGGAGGCGAUUGGAAAGGUGAAGAUGGUCGCUGGUCUACAGCGGUGUGACGGGAUGCUUUGCAAAUGGUCGAGGAAUGGCCGACAAACGCAAUGGCCUCGCCUUGAAGACCACUUUUUGUUGGAAACGGACCCUGAAUCUAAAGACGCCAGUCUUGUCCCUUCCACCGAUAGUGGCUGCUGUACAUUUGUGUUCCCUCAUCCACACCACACACACCCCCCUCCCACCCAAAAAAAAAAAGAACCUUUCGAAAAAACAGGAGGAACACUAAAUGGAGCCGCUAAAACCUAGCGCUUGCUUCAAGAGAGAAGAACUGGGUGUUCGGGUCGCGAGGUUUGAUCGAUGUGAUAUAUGUCGGGGACGGGAUGGAGAUGGCUGGGAGAUGGGAGGGAGAUUAAACCCCUACCCCCCCCCCCCCCCCCCCCCCCCUACCCCCUACCCCCAGGAAAAGAACUCUUGUGGGAGAGGCACUGAGCUUUUUAAAACCAAUUCUCUGAGGGUCUGAUUGAGCAACCCUGCAAUAUAUUACAGACCGAUAAUGUUUCUCAGAUUUUAAUCAAAGAUUUCCACUCCCAUCCUCUUUGUCCUUUUAACAAAAAUAAUUAACUAUUUUAAAAACGCAAAAAAACACACACACACACAACCCCACUACCAACCUAACGUGGGCAGAAUAUAAUUUAAUCGUUUUAUGUUAUUUAAAAAUAUCUUGCAGAUUUCCGUGUCAUCCUUCCAGUAAAAUGUAAGUUUUACACAAAAAAAUAAAUAAAUUAGGAUCUGUCCUUUAUCAGAUGCUGAGCUGUUGUGACGGUUUUUAAAAGCAAUUGGCAACUUGCUACAUCUCCCUUGUAUAUAUUGUAUAGAGCAAAAAGUCCAUGUACUAUAUUGUAUUUGAGAGAGCUAACAAAUACUUAACAGAGAAAAAAAAAACACACAGAAGGUUGCUUAGUUGUGCUGUUCAGUCUGACUGGACUUUAUUAGUACUUGGUUUAUAUAAUAUGUUCUGAGAAUUGUCAAGUGUCCUAUUUUAUUCCAAAAAAAAAAUAGAGGCAGGUUACGACAAAAAUGGUGCGAUUCGUCUCCGGGGGGUGGGGGAGGGGGGGAGGGUGGCGGUGUGGGGUAGUUAUGUAGUGGUCACUCUCUGAUUCCCCCCCCCCCCCCCCAUUCCUUAUCCACCUCCUCACUUCAUCACCUACACAGGGGGGAUUCCCCACCACCAUCCACGCCGGUUAUAACAAUAAUACUUGCUCCUCCUGGUCAAACUGCCUGUAGUAUCGAGUGUUGUGUGUGUAGCACUGUGUGUGUGUGUGCGUGAAGGGCUGUCUAUUUUUUUGUGUGUGCGUGCAUGUCGAGGGUGGUCUGUGUGUGCAUGUGUCGAGUGCGUGCAGUGUCGUGUGUGUGGAGUGUAUGUAUGUGUGUCGAGCGUUGUGUGUGUGGGGGGGAGUGACGGGGAGUGUGUCUGGUGUGGGUGUUGUGUGUGUGUGUUGUGUGUGUCAAGUGUGUUGUAUAUGUGUGUUGUGUGUGUGUGUGUCUCUGUGUGUGUGUGUGUGUG
Messenger RNA from Leucoraja erinaceus (little skate), 9560 nucleotides. RefSeq names its product proline-rich protein 12-like. Lineage: Eukaryota; Metazoa; Chordata; Chondrichthyes; Rajiformes; Rajidae. The record is from RefSeq and is a predicted model, not a curated record.